Messenger RNA from Musca domestica (house fly), 390 nucleotides. Its product is annotated as histone H1-like. Gene Ontology annotation, biological process: nucleosome assembly. Bases 1 to 390 code for a protein of 129 amino acids. The transcript has 2 exons. Gene Ontology annotation, cellular component: nucleosome. The record is from RefSeq and is a predicted model, not a curated record. Gene Ontology annotation, molecular function: DNA binding. NCBI's taxonomy places the organism in Eukaryota, Metazoa, Arthropoda, Insecta, Diptera, Muscidae.
AUGUCUGACGCCGCCGUUGUUGAAGCCACCGCCUCCCCAGUUGCGCUGUUGAGAAAAGGCACCAAAAAAGCCGCUGCCAAAGCAAAGAAGCCAUCAGCUGCCCCUACCCACCCUCCAACCCAGCAAAUGGUUGAUGCCGCCAUCAAGACCCUGAAGGAACGUGGAGGUUCAUCAUUGCCCGCCAUCAAGAAAUACUUGGCCAGCACCUACAAAGUAGAUGCCCAAAAAUGGCCCCCUUCAUCAAGAAUUAAAGCUAAACCAGCAAAGACCGCCGCCAAAGCAUCUGCCACUAAACCAAAGGCACCCAAGGCAAAAACUGCAGCUGCUAAGCCCAAAAAGGCCGCAGCAGCAAAGAAGCCAGCUGCUAAGAAAACCGCCGCCAAGAAGUAA